Messenger RNA from Rangifer tarandus platyrhynchus (Svalbard reindeer), 1359 nucleotides. Lineage: Eukaryota; Metazoa; Chordata; Mammalia; Artiodactyla; Cervidae. The record is from the annotation of a GenBank genome assembly.
CUGGUGCAAUUCCUGCUCAGCAGGUAUCUUGCCAAGGAGCCAAUCACAGAGGCAGAAGUGCUGAAUAGUGCCUUCAAAGAUUACCAGGACCAUUUUCUGGUGGUCCUCGGUCAAGCCUCACAGUACCUGCAGCUUGUCUUUGGCUUGGAGGUGAAGGAGGUGGACCCCAGUGAGCAUACCUAUAUCCUGGUCCCCUCCCUGGGCCUCACCCUCAAGGAGAUGCUGAGGGAUGGGCAUAGGUUGCCCAAGGCUAGCCUCCUGGUGGUGAUCCUGUGCCUGAUUGCUGUGGAGGAUGUCGUGUCCCUGAGGAGGAGAUCUGGGCAGCAAUCAGCAAGAUGGGGGGUGCCCACAGCAGGUGACCCCCAUGAUUACUCCCUGGAUCCAAACAUGGAUUCAAGGGAGGCUUUGGAGAAGCAGGGUGACCAACCCGAGAGCCCAAAUCCGGGCUCCCAAGUAUACCUGACCCCACAGGGCCCCAACCCAGAAAUGGUCAACAAGGAAGAUAACAACACCGUCCUUGGGCUGUCCUUCCCCAGGAAGCUCUGGAUGAUCAUGGAGGAUGUGGCCUUCACCUUUGUGCACUGGAACGACAAGGGAGACACUGUGGUCACUGAGGCAAAUCUCUUCCAGAUGGCGGUCCUCCAGUUCAGGGGCGCAGACCAGAUCUACAAGACAGACAGCAUCAAGAGCUUCAUUCGUGAAAUGAACCUGUAUGGGUUCAGUAAAAUCUGCCCUUCGAGAUGCUCUGCAGGGAAGAAGAAGCUGAUGAUCUAUCGCAACUCCAAUUUUCAGAGAGACAAGCCUCUCCUCCUGCAGAACAUACAGAGGAAAGGCAACCCCAGAACAACGUCUCAGCCUGCCACUGGAACAACAGCGACCCCAAAGAGAAAGAAGCGAGUGAUGGCGACCAGACACUCUCCCCGACUCCACCACGAGUUCACCCAAGAGACUGGCAACAAAGUCCAGAAGGCAAUGCCCACUGCUUGCAGAAACCCCAGCCAGUGCUUAUUUGUGUUUUCUGACCUUUGGUCUAUGGGUAGUGUAGCCAGCCAGGCUGGGGGAAACCAUCUCCCCAGUGAGCAGGGUGGCCCCAGUGGAGAAGGCCCAUCCAACAGUGCCACAUCCGUGCCCCCAGCUACUGCUGGAAGGGACAGCCCAGGGGAACUGCCUGAGAGCCCCCCAGUGUACCCAGACUACGAAUCGCUGAUGACUUUGUACAGCGCUUGUUACUCCAUCCUGAUGGCGGGCCUUUUAGUCAUGGCCCCAGAUGAAGCCCCUGAGUCAGAGGAGGAGCAGCGAGAUUCCUCAGAUUAUAAGUGCGCCCUCUGUGAGCAGGUCAAGAACAAGCCGAAUCCCUGA